Corylus avellana is the source of this 1032-nucleotide messenger RNA. RefSeq lists its product as uncharacterized. The record is from RefSeq and is a predicted model, not a curated record. Lineage: Eukaryota; Viridiplantae; Streptophyta; Magnoliopsida; Fagales; Betulaceae.
AUGGAUCGUUGGAAGGCUACUUUGAUGGGUGAAAGGGGUUGGGGCAAGGGUCCUUUCUCUCCUUACUUUUUUGGUCUUGCAAUGGAAGUCUUUUCUAGAUUGAUAGAUGAUUAUGCUUCCCAGAACAGGGGAUUCAGAUUUCACUACCGUUGCUUGAUAUUGAUAUUUUUGCAUUUAUGCUUCACGGAUGAUUUUCUGAUUUUUCUCAGAGGCAAAUGUGAAUUCUAUAAAUGUAGUGAAGCAGGUUUGGAAGAGUUUGAAUCUCUUUCAGGUCUCAAAGUAAAUCCUGACAAGAGCACGAUGUUGUGCUCUGGAACUUCUGAUAUGGUUGAAAGACCUGUUGAAGGCCAGCUUACAAAUGAGAGAAGACUGAGUUCUGCAGAUUGUGCAGCUUUGGUAGAGAAGAUAAUUGGAAGGAGUGACUCAUGGAUUGCAAAGAAGCUUUCCUUUGCUGAUCGUAUCCAUUUAUUAACUUCCAUUUUAUACAACAUCCAGGUGUAUUGGACAGGGAUCUUCAUCCUGCCCAAGAAGAUAAAACCAUUGAACAGAAAUUCAAUUGGUUUCUUUGGAAUGGCAAAGAAGAUGGAGCUGCCUAAGCCAAAGUUGCAUGGGAUACUUCCUAAGUGGGUUGCUUGGAUCAAAGAAAACUUGGUAAAAGGGAAGAGCUUUUGGACAGUUGGGAUAUCCCAAAAUAGCUUUUGGAGUUGGCGUAAGAUAUUGAAAAUCCAUGAUAUGGCUAGACGUUUUAUAAAAUUUGAGGUAGACAAUGGGAAGGAUAUUCACUUGUGGAUGGAUUGGUGGCAUCCCUCGGGCAUACUUUUUGAAAAAUAUGAUAACCGUGUGAUCUAUGAUGCUCAUAGUCGAAUUGAUGCUAAGGUCUUGAGUGUGCUGAGCAAUGGAGUUUGGCUCUGGGGUCCUGCCAGAUCUGAUGAGCUGGUGGAAAUCCAGAUGAGGUUACCUGAGGUACCUAUAGGUGCAAUUGACAAACCAGUUUCGAUGAUUUCCAAAAAAGGGGAGAUACAUGAGUCAUGA